GCUGCGGUUUGAGCGGACACAGCAUUACGUAGAAGCCUUUGUUGAGCGCUGCAACGGGGAUGUGGUAGUGUCUGCCUCUACCCGAGAGUGGGCCAUAAAGAGGCACCUGUACAGCCCUAGAGGAGUGACGGCGUGCAGAAACCUCGGCUACGUCAUGGCACAGCGCUGCUUGGAAGCAGGAAUCAACUUUGUGAACUUCAAAGCCAUCAUCCCCUGGGAGCGUCGCUGUGACUCG
Messenger RNA from Tinamus guttatus (white-throated tinamou), 235 nucleotides. The record is from RefSeq and is a predicted model, not a curated record. NCBI's taxonomy places the organism in Eukaryota, Metazoa, Chordata, Aves, Tinamiformes, Tinamidae.